Beta vulgaris subsp. vulgaris (sugar beet) is the source of this 1943-nucleotide messenger RNA. Its product is annotated as laccase-3. The record is from RefSeq and is a predicted model, not a curated record. Gene Ontology annotation, molecular function: hydroquinone:oxygen oxidoreductase activity; copper ion binding. The transcript has 6 exons. Gene Ontology annotation, cellular component: apoplast. NCBI's taxonomy places the organism in Eukaryota, Viridiplantae, Streptophyta, Magnoliopsida, Caryophyllales, Amaranthaceae. Bases 60 to 1751 code for a protein of 563 amino acids. Gene Ontology annotation, biological process: lignin catabolic process.
CUCGAUACUACUCACAAACAACUUCUAAAAAGCUCUACUUUACUAGUGUAAGAAGCAAGAUGGAAUUACACACCAAACAAUGUGGCCUCAUUAUUGGGUUGUCCAUAAUUCUGGCAUAUGCUUGCUUAGCAAGAGCAGAGACACACUAUCACAACUUCGUUAUCCAACCAACGCCGGUGAAGAGGCUGUGCAACAACCAUGUCAUCAUGACGGUGAAUGGUCAAUUUCCAGGGCCAACCUUGCAGGUGCGCAACGGAGACACCGUAGUCAUCAAAGCUACUAAUGCUGGCAAAUACAACAUCACUCUCCACUGGCAUGGAAUACGUCAAAUGAGAACACCAUGGGCAGAUGGACCUGAGUAUGUGACACAAUGUCCAAUUAGGCCAGGAGGAACCUACACAUACCGAUACACAAUCGAAGAGCAAGAAGGGACGUUAUGGUGGCACGCUCAUAGCAAAUGGUUGCGAGCCACUGUAUAUGGAGCUCUAGUCAUUUAUCCGAAGCUCGGAUCUUCAUAUCCCUUCCCAAAACCUGCAAGAGAAUUUCCUCUAAUCUUAGGGGAAUGGUGGAACAGAGACCCUAUGCAAGUUCUUCAACAGUCUAUGAUAACAGGAGCAGGUCCAAAUGUGUCUGAUGCAUAUACUAUUAAUGGUCAACCUGGGGAUCUCUACAGCUGCUCUAGUCGAGAUACAACUACAUUUCCUGUUAAAGCCGGCGAAACAAUUCUCCUGCGGAUCAUCAAUGCUGCACUCAAUCAACAACUCUUUUUCGCAAUUGCUAACCACCAGAUGACAGUCGUAGAAGCAGAUGCAGCUUACACCAAACCAUUCACCACUAACAUUGUCAUGAUUGGGCCAGGACAAACAACCAAUGUCCUUAUUACAGCGAACCAGCCACCAGGCCGCUACUACAUAGCAGCUACAGCCUAUUCCAGUGCUCCUGGGGUUGCCUUUGACAACACCACCACAACUGCAAUCCUCGAAUACACAUCACAACGUUUUUCAAGACCAGUCCUCCCACAAUUACCAGCAUGGAACGACACAAACACUGCAAAUUCAUUCACAGCUCAAUUUAGGAGCAUUUCUCGUGGGAAAGUCCCACUUCAAAUUGAUCAAAACCUCUUUUUUACUGUCAACCUCGGGUCAAUCAACUGUUCACGGCCAAGUUUCCGCUGCCAAGCACCUAACAACACUAUGUUCACUGCUAGCAUGAACAACGUAUCAUUCGUUCUACCAAGAAGAAACUCUAUACUACAAGCAAUGUACCAAAAUACUCCUGGUGUCUUCACCACUGACUUCCCUCCAGUGCCACCACUGCAAUUCGAUUAUACUGGAAACGUAAGCAGAGGUUUAUGGACACCUACUCGAGGGACAAAACUUUACAAGUUGAAGUUUGGAUCACAUGUACAGAUAAUUUUACAGAACACUAAUAUCGUCACAGUUGAAGAUCAUCCAAUGCAUCUCCACGGUUACCAUUUCUUUGUGGUUGGUACUGGUAAAGGUAACUUUAAUCCACAAACAGAUCCUGCUAGAUUCAACCUGGUUGAUCCACCAGUAAGGAACACGGUUGGAACAACUCCUGGUGGAUGGGUUGCUAUUCGGUUUAUAGCUGAUAACCCAGGGGUUUGGCUAAUGCACUGUCACCUGGAUGUUCAUAUUAGCUGGGGUUUGGCUAUGGUAUUCUUGGUUGAGAAUGGUGUCGGCGAAUUACAGACGUUGGAAGCCCCACCACGAGAUCUUCCUCAAUGCUAAGUAAACACAUUGGAUUCGCAUAAGAUCCGUCUAUAAGUUAAAAGCUCUAAUUGAAGGACUAAGAUGCUAUGUCUCAAGCUCAAAGGACAGUCUCAUCACAAAAUAAUGUAAUGUUUGUCAUUUUUCUUGGUACCUGUUUGUGCGGAACAGGGUAAAUCUCUAUAAAUUACCUCUCCAUUUUUGUAACCGUGA